Molecule: messenger RNA, 612 nt
Organism: Mucor mucedo
Lineage: Eukaryota; Fungi; Mucoromycota; Mucoromycetes; Mucorales; Mucoraceae
Exons: 3
Coding region: 1-612 (203 amino acids)
Biological process (GO): proton transmembrane transport
Cellular component (GO): plasma membrane
Molecular function (GO): voltage-gated proton channel activity
Source: RefSeq, a predicted model, not a curated record
AUGUACGGUACUGUAGACACUCAAGAAGACGGCGUUGUCUUUGAGGAACAAGUAAAGACAUGGAGACAUGCGCUUGGAGAGAGGUUAGAGAAAGAGUCGUUUCAUAUUGCCGUAUUAUGUCUUGUUUUGCUGGAUGCAGCCUGUGUCAUUACGCAAAUUGUCUAUACCUUCUUUCAUGAAUGCCAAGUGCCAGCCAUCUUGGUAGCACAUCCUGAGGGAGGUUGGUUCUUGAUUGCGUUUGAAAUGGCUGAAGUGAUUAGUAUUAUUAUUUGUGUGCUUUUCUUGGUGGAAUGUACACUUUCUUUAGUAGCGUUUGGGCCUCGGUAUUAUUUGCCUGGUUGGCCUCACUGGAAAUUACACGUCUUUGAUGCCACAGUGAUUUUGACAACGUUGGUGCUUGAAGUCGGGUUAAGAGGAAAAGAAAGAGAAGUAGCCGGGCUAUUGAUUGUGUUUCGUUUAUGGCGCGUGGUCAAGGUGGUGGAGGCGGUGAUUUUGAGUGUGAGUUUUACGCACCAAGAAGAACUAGAUGAGUUAAAGGUCGCUUAUGCCGAACUCGAGACGAAAUUGAAAUUGGAAGAAGAAAAGAACAAGCAACUUUUAAAUGAGCUUUAA